GCCUGGAACAAGAGGAUGAUUUGGAAGUGGCUGGGCGCUUUGUUGCUCUUCCCCGUGCAGAUGGUUUAUCUGGUGGUGAAAGCUGCCGUGUGCAUGGUGCUGCCGCCCAAGCUCCGAGACCUGUCCGGGGACAACGUGCUGGUCACCGGCGGGGGCAGAGGCAUCGGUCGCCAUCUGGCCAGGGAGUUUGCUAAACGGGGAGCCAGAAAGAUCAUCCUGUGGGGUCGAACUGAGAAAUGCCUGAAGGAGACCACAGAGGAAAUCAGGAUGAUGGGGACGGAAUGUCAUUAUUUCAUCUGUGAUGUAGGAAAUCGAGAGGAGGUCUACCGGCAAGCGAAAGCUGUGCGGGAAAAGGUGGGUGAUAUCACUAUCCUGGUGAACAAUGCUGCUGUGGUCCAUGGAAAGAGCCUGAUGGACAGCGAUGAUGAUGCACUGCUCAAAUCACAGCACAUAAACACCUUGGGACAGUUCUGGACCACCAAAGCAUUCCUGCCAAGGAUGCUGGAGUUGCAGAAAGGACACAUUGUUUGCCUGAACUCUGUGCUGGCCUUGUCAGCCAUCCCUGGUGCCAUUGACUAUUGCACCUCCAAAGCCUCAUCCUUUGCCUUUAUGGAGAGCCUGACGCUGGGGCUGCUGGACUGUCCAGGAGUGAAUGCCACAACAGUCCUGCCCUUCCACACCAGUACAGAGAUGUUUCAGGGCAUGAGAAUCAGGUUCCCUAAUCUUUUUCCUCCUCUCAAGCCAGAGACAGUGGCUAGGAGGACAGUAGAAGCAGUUCAGAUGAAUCAAGCCUUCCUGCUCCUUCCAUGGACAAUGCAUGUUCUUGUCAUCCUAAAAAGCAUUCUCCCUCAGGCAGCACUUGAAGAAAUCCACAAGUUUUCUGGGAGCUAUACCUGCAUGAACACUUUUAAAGGACGAACAUAGACUUGGUGGUGCAAGGACUAUUCUUCAGUGAAACCAACACAAGCAUGAAAUCCUGACAAGACUGUGAAUCAGCAGGCUUGGCUUUUAGCCUGUUCAUGUGACUUGCACUGCUCUGAGGCAACACAUUUCUUGCAGGUCAUAUCCAUAGUAACACAACCUUUGCACAGGAUUGAAUGACUAGACUAUGGACUCUUGGAAAGAAAAACAAAAAGUGUGAAAUGUUUAUAUAUGAUGUUUAAUUCUUUAGAGCUCAACUGUUAAAUCUACUCAUAGUUUUAAGAUGUAAUUUUUGUUUUCCAAGUGUCUGUAGGCUGUCUCAGCUGAGAGGCAGCACAUCACACCCCGGACAUACUUUGUCUCCUCUCUUCAGAGGAAGCAAU
Molecule: messenger RNA, 1304 nt
Organism: Indicator indicator
Lineage: Eukaryota; Metazoa; Chordata; Aves; Piciformes; Indicatoridae
Gene: DHRS3
Product: dehydrogenase/reductase 3
Exons: 6
Coding region: 16-924 (302 amino acids)
Cellular component (GO): lipid droplet
Molecular function (GO): oxidoreductase activity, acting on the CH-OH group of donors, NAD or NADP as acceptor
Source: RefSeq, a predicted model, not a curated record